Molecule: messenger RNA, 2267 nt
Organism: Siniperca chuatsi (mandarin fish)
Lineage: Eukaryota; Metazoa; Chordata; Actinopteri; Centrarchiformes; Sinipercidae
Gene: kxd1
Product: KxDL motif containing 1
Exons: 5
Coding region: 256-810 (184 amino acids)
Biological process (GO): lysosome localization
Cellular component (GO): BORC complex
Source: RefSeq, a predicted model, not a curated record
GAAAGUAAGUCGUAAUUUGCGCAGUUUUUAAAUAAUGAAAAGAAAAAGGAAGAAACCUGAAAAAAGCACCGGAAACUGCGGUCAUAUGACAGGAAGUAAAAAAAAUACGGAAGUGCUUUGUUUUUGUUUUACAGCAGCCAGCUGUCAGGUGUUUCUUUAGGCUGCAGAUGUCGUUUUAAAUCUGUUAUUCAAACAGCCAGAGGUCGACGCAGUCAACCACCGAGGGGUCUCAGAUUUUCCGCCUUGGUCUUCAUCAUGGCGGAGCCCACAGCAUCUGGCGUGUUCUGUAACAGGAUGCUGAGCAUGGUCAACUCUGAGGAUGUGAACGCCAUCAUCCAGGCUCAGAGGCACAUGCUCGACCGCUUUGAGAAAACCAAUGAAAUGCUGAUCAACUUCAACGGGCUGUCGAACGUGCGUCUGCAGCAGAUGAACGAGCGCUUCCUGCUCCACACCCGCACACUCGUGGAGAUGAAGAAAGAUCUGGACAGCGUCUUCAGAAGGAUCAGGACACUAAAAGGGAAGAUUGCUAAGCAGUAUCCAGAAGCUUUCAGCAAUAUCCAUGAGUCACCCAUCCUGGAGGACGACGAUGAUGAGUUUGACCCAGUUCCCCCCAGUGUUGCUGCAGCAAUUACAACAGCCACCUCGGAGCAGAGCACAGAGUCCUGUGACACAAGUCCAGAUGUGAUCUCACCCACUGUGAGCAGAUGCUCUGAAGAUCUCUCUCAAGAGCCGCCUGACACGCCCACCUCCGAUGUCCUAGAGACAGCCGUCCUACGGGACGAGGGUCCUGACUCUGUACCUGCAGAAUAGAGCGAGCAGUUUGUGAAUGGAUUUCAGUCUCUUGAGCUUCAACCUUAAAACUAUUUUAGCAGGAGGCCAUGCUGUAUAUUUGAGUUUGUGUUGGCCUCUACAAUGCUUGCUGACUUUUCCAGUCAUUAAUCUGUCUGUUGGGAAGAGCAUCAUAACUUUGAUGUUAGAUGUGUCUAUGAACCGUCUAUGAGGACGCUGGAAUUUUGUUGGCAUGCUUAUUUGUCCUUUGCUCGCACAGCACUAAAAUAAUGCAGAUAAUACUUGAAGUUGUAUAGUAUCUCACUAUAGAUGUACUGUAUAUCUGUGGUACUCACAGUGAACCGGAGCAAAAGCCCUCACUCAUUAUGUGUUGAUAAGCAUAUUUAAUUUUUUGUUUUUGUUUGAAGAGAUACACGCCUGACUGAAGGAUGAAAUAUCUCAUGAUGUCUCUCAUGAUUUAUGUUACUUGAAAGACAAAAGUUAGUGUUCUCAACCUGAAUAAUAGUAGUUAGGGUUUGCGAGUAGUUACUACUGUUGUUCUCAUACUGAUACAAUACUGUCACAUUGCAGCAUUGUUAUUCUGUGGGCCCCUGUUUGUUAAUGCAGCAUUUAAUCUGAUGAUUUAUCGAUCCCUGCCAUGAAAUUCUCUUUGUUUGCCUCCUUCAUCGCAGGGAAGUCAGGGAUUAGGUUAAUUGUCAGGGAUUCAGCAAACUAUUCAAGGAGCAAGACAGAAGCUCUUUGAUACGAGAGCUGAAAAACAGGUUGUGUGAGUGGAGGAUCCAAGCACUCCUUGCUGCCCGUUUAAAGAUACCGUUUUGGUGUAAAAGGGAAAGUCCAGCCUAAAUGGACUUCAUUUGUUAUUUCUGUCAUAUUUUUACAUCUCGGUUUUCAUUUGUGGAUUUGAAAAAUUAUCUCCUUGAAAAGCAGAGAAAGCGAGUAUAGUGACUAAAUGCUGAAGCUGUUCAAUAGUGGGAGAUUAAUAAUUGUAUUGACUCUAUUAUCCACAAACAGUGGAAUAAUAUGAAUUCACACAGUGGAUUUUUACUUUGAAGUUAAAGAUAAUGUCAGAAUUAGGAUUGUGUGUUGAAAAUUUUUUUUGGCUCAAGUAUAUGAACAACAUCUCUGACAAACUGAGUCCUUUGAUUAAAAAAAAACAAACAAACAAAAAAAAAGUGUGAGUUACAGCUAAGUCAUUACAUUGGAUAAACUGAAUAUGUUCUUUUGGUACUUAAAUUCAGUAGAAAAUCUAAUUUAAACAACAUUUAAGUUAAAUGACCAGAAAUGUGUAGGCCCUCUCAAAAUGUAGGCAUUAAGGCAAUAAAUAAGGUAGAUUCAAGGAUGAAAUACCAGUGGGGCUAUGCUGGCACCCAAAAGCCCAAGGAUCAGUGUGUAGCAAGUGGUUUGUGGUGGCAUGAUUGAUUGUAACUUUGUUUGCAAAUAUGAAAUGAAAAGGUAUAAAGUCUUUCUGAUAAACUGUA